AUGUCUCUCAACAGCAGCAAAAAGCCCGUCAUCGCGGUUGUGGGCGCUGGACCCGGUAUUGGCGAAGCCGUGGCCCGCCGCUUCAAUGCAGAAGGAUUCGUCGUUGCACUUCUUGCCCGUACCGAGGAGAAGCUUCGGACUAUGGCCCAGGGAAUCGACUCGGAUUAUGGCAAGAAUACGGCAAAAUACUAUAUCACGGAUUUGAGGGUCGAGGAGUCUGUCAUUUCCAGCUUCAAGAAGAUACGUGAAGAGCUAGGCCCUGUUCAAGUCCUGGUGUACAAUGCCGGUGCUCGCCGAGUCAACGGCCGAAAGAUACUGGAUACUACGUCCGAGGAGUUCGAGAAUUUCACCAAGAUCAACCUUUUCGGUGCUUUCUGGUCUACGAAGUGUGUCCUACCCGAUAUGUUGGCGGCUGAGAAAGGCACGAUCUUCUUCACUGGGGCCACAGGGGCACUUCGGGGAGCACCUGGACUGUCGAGCUUCUCGCCUGGCAAAUUUGGUCUGCGAGCGCUGUGUCAGAUCAUCACGAGGGAAUACCAGCCGCAAGGUAUCCAUGCAGCAUUCAUCGUUGUCGACAGUCCUGUGGAUGGGAAGCUCAUUGGCGGCGUACGACGGAGGCAGUGGGAGCGGGAGGGGGCAAAGGAGAAACUGGAGGACCUUGAUGCAUAUCUGUUGCAGCCAGCAGAUCUUGCCCAGACUUAUUGGUUUCUGCAUACGCAGCCACAGAGUGCGUGGAGUCAUGAGAUUGACGUGCGUCCGCAGAAGGAGGGAAUGUACAGCAGGCUGUGA
Messenger RNA from Zasmidium cellare ATCC 36951, 789 nucleotides. RefSeq lists its product as uncharacterized. Bases 1 to 789 code for a protein of 262 amino acids. The transcript has a single exon. The record is from RefSeq and is a predicted model, not a curated record. NCBI's taxonomy places the organism in Eukaryota, Fungi, Ascomycota, Dothideomycetes, Mycosphaerellales, Mycosphaerellaceae.